Exophiala spinifera is the source of this 2100-nucleotide messenger RNA. Its product is annotated as acetolactate synthase, large subunit, biosynthetic type. Gene Ontology annotation, cellular component: mitochondrion; acetolactate synthase complex. The transcript has 3 exons. Lineage: Eukaryota; Fungi; Ascomycota; Eurotiomycetes; Chaetothyriales; Herpotrichiellaceae. The record is from RefSeq and is a predicted model, not a curated record. Bases 1 to 2100 code for a protein of 699 amino acids. Gene Ontology annotation, biological process: L-valine biosynthetic process. Gene Ontology annotation, molecular function: magnesium ion binding; thiamine pyrophosphate binding; flavin adenine dinucleotide binding.
AUGGCGACCAGAAUCGUGCCCAUGAGGCCUGGCUCCAGCGCCAUUCGCUCCAUCUCCAAACGAAGACCCUCGUGCUCGCAGCAAUUUUCCACCACCGCUCCCACCGCAGCUCUUUCACCCUACCGAAAAUCACAAAAAACCACCUCGGACCCGAAGCGAAGACCUGCCACCACUGCUGCAGCUCAAGCACAAUCAACACGACCUCUCCCCAGUCCAGCCUUCAACAAUGACUUUCGACGCACCGAUCCCUCACCCUUGGUCAACCGACCGCAGCCCGAGCUCGAUGAUUCAUUCGUCGGCCUCAGUGGAGGAGAAAUCUUCCACGAGAUGAUGCUUCGUUUAGGCGUCAAGCACAUUUUUGGUUACCCUGGCGGUGCCAUUCUUCCAGUCUUCGAUGCCAUCUACAAUUCAAAACACUUCGAGUUCAUCCUCCCGAAACAUGAACAAGGUGCAGGACACAUGGCCGAAGGCUAUGCAAGAGCAUCUGGCAAACCCGGUGUUGUCCUGGUGACUUCUGGUCCGGGUGCGACAAAUGUCAUUACUCCGAUGCAAGAUGCGCUUUCUGAUGGCACCCCCAUGGUCGUGUUUUGUGGCCAAGUGCCUACUACCGCCAUUGGUACAGAUGCCUUUCAAGAAGCUGACGUCGUUGGAAUCUCGAGAGCUUGCACCAAGUGGAACGUAAUGGUCAAGAACGUGGCAGAGUUGCCAAAACGCAUCAAGGAGGCAUUUGAAAUUGCCACUUCAGGACGACCUGGUCCUGUGCUUGUCGACUUACCCAAAGAUGUGACGGCUGGCAUCCUGAGACGACCGAUCCCCAUGCAAUCUACCUUGCCCGCUCAUCCAUCGGCAGCCACUCUAGCGGCCCGAGAGAUGUCGAGAAAGCAGUUGGAGGGUACUCUUUCACGCGUGGCUGACUUGGUAAACAUCGCCGAAAAACCCGUCAUCUACGCCGGACAGGGUAUUUUAGGGAGCCCUGAAGGCCCCGCUCUCCUGAAAGAGCUAUCAAACAAGGCUGCCAUUCCCGUCACAACGACUCUGCAAGGCCUGGGCGGUUACGACGAGCUUGACCCCAAGUCUUUACACAUGCUCGGGAUGCAUGGCGCUGCGUAUGCCAACAUGGCGAUGCAGGAAGCGGAUUUGAUCAUUGCAUUGGGCGCUCGAUUUGACGACCGUGUGACUCUCAACAUUGCCAAAUUCGCACCCCAGGCCAAGGCUGCGGCGGCCGCGAAGCGUGGUGGUAUCGUUCACUUCGAAAUUAUGCCCAAGAACAUCAACAAGGUCGUACAGGCCACCGAAGCCGUGGAGGGAGACGUCGCCACUAACCUAGCCGAGCUCAUCCCCAAGGUCAAGGCCGUAAAUGACCGACCCGAAUGGUUCGCUCAAAUAAAUGACUGGAAGAAGCGAUUUCCACUGAGCUCAUACGAGAGGGGCACACCCGACGGUUUGAUCAAGCCACAAGAGCUGAUUGAAAAGUUGUCUGACAUGACAGCCAACCGGAAGCAAGAAACUAUCAUCGCAACUGGUGUCGGCCAACAUCAAAUGUGGGCCGCUCAACACUUCCGAUGGCGAUAUCCUCGGACCAUGGUCACCUCUGGUGGCUUGGGCACCAUGGGCUUCGGUCUUCCUGCUGCUAUUGGGGCUAAGGUUGCCCGACCAGAUGCUCUUGUUGUAGAUAUUGACGGAGACGCCUCGUUCAACAUGACUUUGACCGAACUGAGUACGGCCAACCAGUUCAACAUCGGUGUCAAGGUGAUUGUCUUGAACAACGAGGAACAGGGUAUGGUGACGCAGUGGCAAAGUUUGUUCUACGAGGAUCGAUUCGCCCACACUCACCAGAAGAACCCGGACUUUGUCAAACUAGCCGAGGCCAUGGGCGUCCAAGCCCGACGAUGUGUCAAGCCUGCCGACGUUGAAGCAAGCCUUGAAUGGUUGAUUAGCGGAAGUGGCGAUGGACCAGCUCUUCUCGAAGUCGUUACCGACAAGAAGGUACCUGUUCUGCCCAUGGUGCCUGCUGGCAAGGCUCUUCAUGAAUUCUUGGUAUACGAUGAAGCCAAAGAAAAGGAACGAAGAGCCCUCAUGAAGAAGAGAUCCGGCCACUGA